AGCGGCUACGGAGGUGUGCCAUGGGACAUAAACCGCCGCUUCUCACUGAAGAUUUUACGUGAACUUGGAUUUGGAAGAUCGGCCAUGGGAGAGAUAAUCUCUGAAGGAUCUCGACUUCUGCUGAAUAAAAUAGCCGAGUCCAAAGGGCAACCCAUAGAUCUGUUCGACCUCAUUCUGGGCAGCGUUUCAAGCAACUUCGAAGUGCUUCUCCUUGGUUACCGCUACCCACUGGACCACCCAGAGCACCAGCUUCUGUGCAAGGCACUGCGUGAUGAAUUUAGGACUACCCGGGACGGCAGUGUGCUGUCAUUUUUUCCGUCUUUGGCAAAGGCUGUAGCCAAGUGGCUUCCCUGCUCGCAGACGGCCACACUGUUCGCAGCCAUGAAAUGGAUUGAAAAAUUCUCGAGCACCCGCCUGUCCGAACACAUGGAUGGGCUCAGUGAAAAAGAUGGAGGCGAUUUUAUUGCUGCCUACUUAAGAAGGACCAAGGAACACAAUCAGAAGACGGAGCCGGCCUAUGGCUCCCUUGGAACGAUCCUGAUGUCUGAACACAUUUCUCGGCUACCUUCGACGAUCAGUUCUGCUGCGACGAGCGAGUAG
Molecule: messenger RNA, 600 nt
Organism: Rhipicephalus sanguineus (brown dog tick)
Lineage: Eukaryota; Metazoa; Arthropoda; Arachnida; Ixodida; Ixodidae
Exons: 4
Coding region: 85-600 (171 amino acids)
Molecular function (GO): monooxygenase activity; heme binding; oxidoreductase activity, acting on paired donors, with incorporation or reduction of molecular oxygen
Source: RefSeq, a predicted model, not a curated record